CUUGGCUGUCCUGCAGUUGCGUAGCCAAAUUCUCUUCUUUGACCGGUAAAGGAAUAGGAAUCAGAGAAACAGAAGAGAAAUUAGCAUCAAAGGAAAGGUAGAGAUGUUCUUCCACAUAGUACUGGAGAGGAAUAUACAGCUUCACCCGCGCCACUUUGGCCGCAACCUCCGAGAUAAUAUCGUCUCCAAGCUCAUGAAAGGUGUCGAGGGCACUUGCAGUGGACGACAUGGUUUCGUCGUGGCAAUAACGGGCAUUGAGAACAUUGGAAAAGGACUCAUUCGUGAUGGUACAGGAUUCGUGACAUUUCCAGUGAAGUAUCAGUGUGUUGUCUUUAGACCGUUUAAAGGAGAGAUAUUAGAAGCGGUUGUUUCCAUGGUAAACAAGAUGGGAUUUUUUGCUGAAGCUGGACCAGUUCAAAUUUUUGUUUCGAACCAUGUUUACUACUCUUUUGAGUCCAGGAUCCUAACAAUUUGGUAUCAGAGUCUUGAUCCAUGGCUCAAGGUACACCGGCGAACAAUACCACAGAGCGCAUCUCUAGCUUAGAGGGAAGUCUCGAGGCGAUCAGAGAUACGGUUCAGUUGAUGAGAGCUAUAGUGGACCAUGUUCCUCAAUUACAAGAGGACGUCGUGGCCUUGGGAACCCGGAUCGAGGGCAUUCAAGGGUCACUCCACCGACUGGAGACCAUGCUUGGUCGCCGCCUGGAAGCCUAGUUGCCGGUACCACCAUGGCGGGAGCAAGGGCGCGACCGUGAGCGAGGGAGACAAAACGACUUGCCAGAUCGAGUCCGCGGCAGGAACGAUCACCGGGGAAGGAGACUGGAGCUGCCGAUAUUCCAAGGGGAAGAUCCAUACGGGUGGGUGUUCCGCGCGGAGCGUUAUGUCGCCAUUAACGGCGUGGAGAAUUCUGGUA
Morus notabilis is the source of this 910-nucleotide messenger RNA. RefSeq names its product DNA-directed RNA polymerase II subunit RPB7. Gene Ontology annotation, molecular function: single-stranded DNA binding; translation initiation factor binding; single-stranded RNA binding. Lineage: Eukaryota; Viridiplantae; Streptophyta; Magnoliopsida; Rosales; Moraceae. The record is from RefSeq and is a predicted model, not a curated record. Gene Ontology annotation, cellular component: RNA polymerase II, core complex; P-body. Gene Ontology annotation, biological process: positive regulation of nuclear-transcribed mRNA poly(A) tail shortening; positive regulation of translational initiation; DNA-templated transcription. Bases 104 to 544 code for a protein of 146 amino acids. The transcript has 4 exons.